Spinacia oleracea (spinach) is the source of this 1881-nucleotide messenger RNA. RefSeq names its product protein FAR1-RELATED SEQUENCE 5-like. The record is from RefSeq and is a predicted model, not a curated record. NCBI's taxonomy places the organism in Eukaryota, Viridiplantae, Streptophyta, Magnoliopsida, Caryophyllales, Amaranthaceae. Bases 1 to 1881 code for a protein of 626 amino acids. Gene Ontology annotation, molecular function: zinc ion binding. The transcript has 3 exons.
AUGAUCAUUGAUCUUAACGAGGACAUUUAUGAUGAUGAUGUUGUGGAGGUCAAUGCUGAUGAGCAGGGUCCCUCGAUUCCUUGUAAAGGGAUGUGCUUUGUUUCAGACGAAGAAUUAGCAACAUUAUGUCACAAUUAUGCAUAUAAACUUGGAUUCACCUUUUUGGUUCAGUCUAGCUUGUUGAUGGACGAAUACAAGGCACUUGGAGUUAGACGUACCGGUGUAGGGAAAUUAGAGACACAAAACCAUAUGCUCAAGCGAUUAAGAUUGCAUUGUAAGAUGGGGGGUCGUAAACAAACUAUGAAUUCUCAGGUGUCUGACUGCAAGGUGUUUGUUGAAGGAAGGAUGGUUGAGGGUCGUAUGGAGAUAACCGGAUGUUUAUUGGAACACAAACAUACACUCCAUCCGAAUAGUAGCCGUUUUAUGGUUAAUUAUAGGAACAUUGAUUGUCCAACGCAUAAUAGAAUAGUUAUCAAUGAUAGGUCUGCGAUUCCAAUAAGCAGGAACUUUAAUCAACUCGUGGUUGAGAAUGGAGGCCAGGAAAAUGUACCCUACAACCAACGAGAUGUGAGGAAUGUAGUGAACUUAGAGCGUCGUAUGUCUAGGAUUCAAGGAGAUGCAGUUGCUCUUGAAGAAUACUUCAGGAAGCAGCAUGAUGCUGAUAAAAACUUCUACAGUUGCAUCCAAAAUGAUGAAAUAGGAACUUUGAUGAACGCGUUUUGGUAUGAUUCAAGGAGCAGGGCAACAUGGAAAGAUUUUGGUGAUAUAAUAACCUUUGAUACAACAUUCCUCGCCAACAGGUACAAGAUGCCAUUUGCACCAUUUGUGUGUGUAAACCAUCAUGGCAAAUCAAUCGUGUUUGUAUCAGCACUCCUAUCACACGAGGAUUCAGAUACUUUUGAAUGGGUAUUUAAACAGUGGCUUCUUUGUAUGGUAAAGAAUUUAGGUAGCCUAACCAAAUGGAGUAAAAUAGGUGUGGCAAUACAUGAAGCAGUCCAUGAUUUUCUGGACGCAGAUGAAUUCGAUGAAGCAUGGCGUCUAAUUAUUGAAACAUGUGGUCUUCAAGCCAAUCCUUGGAUGAAGGAGAUGUAUGAAAUUAGGCAGCGGUGGGCGCCAGGGCACUGGCGAACCACAUUUUGGGCUGGAAUGUCCUCGACCCAGAGAAGUGAAAGAAUGAAUCGCUUUUUUAAGGGCUAUGUAAACGUUGAAACCGGAUUGUCUCGUUUUUUAUUACAGUAUGAGGCAGCUAUGAAGGUGAAACUGGAAGAAGAGAAGAUCAUGGACUCUCAAUCCGUUCAGCCACCCCUCCCUGUGGAUAAGACCGUACUAGUUGAGUAUGUGUUCCACAAGAAAUACACAAAUGCAAAAUUUGCAGAAGUAAGGAAACAAUCAGUUGCUUUAAAGCACACAAAUGCAACAAAGACGGGGGCGCUUGGUUCUCUUUUAUUCUAUAGAGCCGACGAGAAUGUUGCGACCCGCAUGAAAUGGAAACAAAAAAAAUCAUACUUUCUUAGCAUCGAUAAGGAGAAGGGAGAGUUUUCAUGUUCUUGUAAACUAUUUGAGUUUUCUGGGAUAUUGUGCAGGCAUUUAAUCCGCGUGAUUGAUACCGAGGUCAUACAGGUAAUUCCUGAUAAAUACAUCUUGGAUAGAUGGCGGAAAAAUAAAGUUCGUGGCUAUGAGGAUAUUCGGGUUUCAUACUAUCACCCGGAAGAAUCAGCUCGUGUGAAGAAGAAUAGGGAUUUUUCCCAGAGACACACAUACUUGCCUAGCUUACCCAUGCACAAUGAUGCAACAUUGUUGUUGUACAAGGAAGCAACUAAAAAAAUACGCAGCGCAUUGGAAGCAGAAGUUGGAGUAGAAAACACUGGCACUGAUGGAUAA